Molecule: messenger RNA, 351 nt
Organism: Prunus armeniaca (apricot)
Lineage: Eukaryota; Viridiplantae; Streptophyta; Magnoliopsida; Rosales; Rosaceae
Source: the annotation of a GenBank genome assembly
AUGAGAUUGGGAAGAGAAAUUCUCUUGCUAAGGAUUCUAAGACUAGUUUUGAAUCUAAGAACACUAGGAAAGCUAGAUUUUGGCAUAAUAGUAGUAAUUUGGCUUGUGCAAGAUGAUGUUCAUGGCUUGUUCUCUUUUAAUGUGGAUGUUGCUUUUUCAUCUGCGGAUUUUCGGGGUGCUAAUGUAGUGUUGCAUGACCCUGAGCCUCCUGAUAUUGGUCAGAUGGAGCUGAAUGAGGGUGAGUCUCAUUUGGUUACGUCUGGUGCUUCCAAUGAGGAUGAGCAUGAUUCAGUUGGUGAUGCGGUUGGUUUGGCUGGUAUGUUAAUUGAUUUUGAUGUGCGACGAUGUUGA